AACUGUGCUGCUGCCGUCUGGCUCUUCCUCGCGGAGCCUCGCGCGCCGCUGCGGCUCGCUGCUGUCUCUCGCCUCUCGAGCCGCCCGCACGAGCCUCCGAGCCGCGUCGCCAUGGAAGCGCUCAGUUUGCGACAUGUAUUCGCCAUUUUGCUGCUUCGGUGUGUGUGAGUUGGAGUGUGUGCGUUGCGUGUGUGUGUAUGUGUGCGAGCGUGUGAGUGUGUGUGUGGGCUCCUCUAGGAGGUGAAUACCUCCGUAGCUUCUAAACAUUCAACACCCCACACAGGAGCUAAGGGAGCCGGGGACAGAACCGCAGCAUGACACCGACGUUUGGACCGAGCCGCGGCUGAUAGUUUCUCCCUGCGGUACCACGGAGGAGCUGGGGGGAAACAUGUAAGAUUGGCACACAGCACCGUGGAUUAACAUCACACACACCGCUCAGGAUGAAAGCUGGGAGUGAAAAGGAGGAACAUUGCUGUCCUCUCAGGAUCGCCUUCGCCUCCCUGGAUUCUCAGAUUUGACCUCAUCAUCAAGUCCAUCAAUAAUGAUACCUGGUUUGAUUUCCCAGGAGUUACAUCAGCAGCUUCUGGACCUCAAGAAUUACCAGAAUCGCACAAAUGGGGUGGAAGAGCUCCAACAGAUCCUAUCAGAAGUGGACAUUGAAUCCGUCCCCUCUGGCAGUAUUGAGGAAUUCAUUAAUUUUCUUCCAAGACUUCUGGAUGACAGCAAUUUUAAGGUGAUGUUUGGUACUUUGCAAGUACUCAACUUACUAAUUCAGAAGUUGGAUGUGGGUGUAGACAAAUAUUUCAAACGUAUUGUCUUAGUGGCUCUUAAGGCUUUGGGGGACACUUGUACUGUCACCAGGAAUGAAUACCUGAAUGUGUUUCGACAGCUGAUGGAAAAUGUUGCACCUCAACAAGUAUUAGAUCUUGUAAUUGGCAACUUGAAACACAAGAAUUCCAGGGUUCGGGAAGAUGUCCUCAAUGUCAUUUUGGCAGCUUUGCUCACUCAUCCUAGGAAAGAUUUCAACAUCCCGAAGCUUUGUUUUGAGGUUGCACCAUACUUGGCAGACAACAAGAAGAAGGUCCGUCAUGCUGCCCUAGAGUUGUUCGCCGUCUUUGACCAUUACCUGGACACAGGCAAAAAACAACCUCUGAUGAAAGCUGUGGACAUGGUGGAGCUCAAUGAGGAUGCAGAGGGUCUGAUGGCAGCUGUGCAGGCCAGACGAGCAAGGCACAUCCUUCCCAAACUCUCCCCGGAGGGCGUUGUGGAGUACGGUUUGGUGAUGCCCAAGCCAGGACAGCGGUGCUCGCUUCAGUACAGUCCUGGAGCCGAUUUAGACUGGGUGAUGAACGGAGGACGAGUCAGCAGCGCCAGAAGCCACAGAACUGAGCCAGACUGUGAUCGAUUGCACGGUUAUGGCAGCUUAGGCUCCCUCACCGAUGACCUUCCAUUUCAAAGGAGGAUUGUCAGCGCGGGUAAAGGGAAGAACAAACUCCCCUGGGAUAUGUCGAGCUUCUCGUCCACUGAGAACGACCUGCAGCAGUGCAGUACCCCAAACGGAAAGGGCUCUGAACAGGUGGUAAGUGAGGAUUUCUUUUACCUGUCCAAGAAGCCAGAGGCCUACAUUCCCAGCUUCAGUUCUGUAGAUCCACAGAAGCUUCAGUCACCCAGACGGAGGGAGUCUGCUGCACAUCUUAGAAGAAGUGGGAGCCUCAACUUAGAUCCUGAUAUCUUUAAAACCUCUAACUUCUCUGAUUCCGAUGCUGCUGCACCCAAAGGACGAGUGCUGUCAAGAAACCCCAGUGUCGAGCGAACGUUUUCCCUCCCCUCAAACCCUACCACGCCCGGCACCUUCCUCCUGCCUUCCUACCCUCUGGCUGCACUCCCAGGAGGCAUGCUGACUCCAACACUCUCCCGUCGUCACGCAGACUCCUCCCUCUCCAUGUCCAACACCUGGCCCAAUAAGCGAGAGAACAGCCCUCACCAGUGUGAAAUCACCUCCUGGGGUGACACAACCGGCACAGCAAAGGGAGAUCUGGCUAGCAGACACUCUCCCAGACCUCUCCGUGCCUCCCUCGUGAGUUCUUCCACUUCAUCAUUCCGGCGAGCUCUGAGCAACACCAGAGCGAACCUCUCGAUCUCGCCAGUCGUCCCUUCAGCCGAGCAUUCCUAUUCAUACAAUGGCCAGAGAUCCAAUGGUCCAGGGAGCCCUCAGAACCAGCAGAUGGAAAAGAACUUUUAUCUGGAGUCUGACAGCUUCACCACAGUCCAAGAUUAUCAAGAUGAUGAUUCCCUGGACAUGCAGGAGAUGCUGAACUCGCUGCGCUCACUGCGCAACAGUGCUGCCAAGAAGAGAGCCAAGGCAAACCUGAGCAGUCCAGAUCCAGACAGCCCUGACUCAGCGGUGAGGGUGGACCUGGGUCUGGACUCGCCGUUGCACACCUCUCCAGUGCUCACCAGCUCAGCCAGCGAGAGUGGGCUGUCCAGUCUGUGCUCAGUCAUCAACUCCAGCUUCAAUGGAAGCAAGAGCAGUCCAGGAAACUCUGCCUCUUCGGGAAUGAAACCUCGCAUUGCAAGAGUGCCUUCUGCAAAACUGAGGUCUUCUAUGUCCAUGGACUUCAGCAGCCUUCAAGUGUUGUCCCAGAGAAACGAACUGUCACCAGAGGUUGGUGUUGUCGGCCAGAGAGUGACUUACUCCAACGGAGUGAUCAGAACAGAGGAAGAAGCAGCUGGACCCUCCCCUCCGCUGAUCAAACCAGCUGUCCGUGAAUCAUUCAGAGCUCUGAAGCCCGCCAAAGGUUCUCAGAGUCACAGCAGCAGUAGGAACUCACCAGGCACAGAUAUGCCCGAAGGAGUUGUUGGAAGAGGCAUGUUCGGCGCCGCGGCGUACUCCAGCCGUCCAGGACUCAGCUCUUCACCGCUGGAGCCAAAUGAGUUGCUGAUCAAACCCCCCACUGGGGCGUCAGCAGACAUCGCCAGCCACGUUCUGUCUGGCAGUCACCUGAGCAGCACCGAGAGCCCGCGCACGGACGAGAUCAAGGAGAGGCGAAGGAACUCGAGGCUGUGCCAAGACCGGACACGACCGCAGCGCCUGGAUCAAGUCGACGGUCCUCUCAGCCAACAGGACGCCGCACGAGAAAAGACUCGCUACCGCGUCAGGCAGAUUCUGUCUGAUUCACCUGCAGAUGACAAUCCUGCUGUAACCCUCAAAGAUCUGCAUCUGAACGGCAGCACACUGACAUCCACCAAAGCUGACCUCUCCGACGAGUCCCCUCUCAGUCCCACCAGUCCCGUCAGUCCACCGGUACCCCAAAGCCCCAUCAAGUGCUUCACUCCCCCACACCAUCCCAGCCCUCCGACCGUACCCCCGAAUCCCAGGAGUGCGUCCCGUCUGAGGAGGGCGCCCAGCCUCAGCCGAACCAGACCCUCACUUUCCCACAGUUCAGAUGAGCUGUCCCCCGGUGCUGUGGGCCACAGGAAGAAUCCGUCUGAGCCUCCAGAGCUUUGUCCAUUUUCAAAGCCCGACUUGGCGCUGACUCAGAGUUUCAACCUGCUGAGCUCCGAUGACUGGGAGAAGAAGAUCGAGGGACUGACGUUUCUGCGCUCUCUGGCUCACUACCACUCUGACAUCCUCCAGAGCAGGCUUCACGAUGUCUGUCUGUCGCUCAUUCCAGAGGUGAAGAACCUGCGGUCAGGUGUGUCCAGGGUUGCGGUGUGCACACUGGGCGACCUCUUCACACACCUGCAAAGGGCAAUGGACCAGGAGCUGGAAGGAACAGUCAAAGCUCUACUGCAGAAGGCCGGAGAGAGCAACGCCUUCAUCAGGCAGGAUGUGGACGCAGCGCUGGACUGCAUGGUGCAGCACUGCACGCCCACGCGGAGCAUCAACGCUUUACUCAGCGGGGGCCUCGGUCACCUUAACGCUGUGGUGAGAAAGUGCACCGCUCAGCAUCUGGCUGAUCUGGUGGAGAAGGUCGGCGCUGCUCGCCUCCUGUCCGGGGGGAAAGACCUCACCGACAGAAUCGUACCUGCCGUCAUUAAACUCGCACAAGACUCAUCACAAGAAGCCCGGUACUUCGGCCGCCGGAUGCUGCUGUCCCUGUCGGCCCACCCGCACUUUGACAGGAUCCUGGAGAAAUACAUCCCGAGCAAAGACCUGCAGACAGUCAGAGACACUGUUGACGCCCUAAAGACAAAGGGUCUGGGUGAGAUGCCCCAAGACUCGCAGUCAGCCAGAGGGAGACGCUCCGUGCCGGGCAGCGGCACUGUCAGGGCUUCGUCUCUCAACAGAGAGCCUCGCUCCCAAACUCAGAGGGAGUCCAAUAGCCAUUACAGCUGUAGAUCUCAGACUCAGAGUAUUGCAGACAAGACCGAAUACAUCAAGCAGAUCUCAGGUCUCCUCAGUUCAAAGGACUUCAGAGAGAGGAUCAAGGGCAUCGACCAGCUCGUGGCCGACUGCCAGCACAACCCCAGCAUCGUCAUCGGGAGUAUAUUCCCGGUGUUUGAUGCCUUUAAAGCGCGACUGCAGGAGUCCAACAGCAAGGUCAACCUGUACGCCCUGGAGUCUCUCCAGAAAAUCAUCCACCUGUUGAAGGAUAACCUGUACCAAGUGAUCAACAUCCUGGUCCCAGCCAUCGUGGACAAUCACCUCAACUCCAAGAACAACGCCAUCUACUCUGCUGCUAUCGGAGCCAUCAAUGCACUUAUCUCCAAUCUGGACAACAUGCUUCUUCUUCAACCCUUCUGCACCAAGGCUCAGUUUUUGAGUGGAAAAGCUAAAGUGGACCUGAUUGAAAAGGUUGCCGAACUUGUGAGAGAGAUCUACCCUCGCAAGCCCCAGAUGGUGGAGCAGAAAGUGUUGCCCCUGCUGUGGCACCUCCUGGGCAGCUCCAGCCACAGCGGCACCGUCCACGGCCGGGGCGGCAGCGUGAGGGCCGCUACCGCCAACCUGUGCCAAGCCCUCCAUGCCCACAUGGGGCCGAGUCUGAGCGAGUGCGCCGCCUCCCAGCCCGCCAACGUCCACAAAGGUUUGAACGAGGUCCUCAGGACUCUGUCCUGAAGCAGAGCAGAGUCCAGACACGGGCAAACGUCGAGAAAUAAAAUGAACACUGACCUUACUUGAAGACAGAGAUGUACUACAUUUCUUACAGUGCCUGCACUUUUAUAUCAAUAAAGAGAAAGUCUUUAGGAAUUAGGAGCUCUAUCUCUAUCUCAGUGAGAUUUCCUCUGGUACAGAAGCAUGGACAGUUGUAACAUACUGACAUCAGGUUUCACUCACCCAACCUGCUCUCUUUGCACUUUGAAAGUAGCUCAUUAUCAUUAUAGUUUGACAUUUUACUAUCUGAUGUAUGUCUUUUUUUUUAAUUUCCACAAUCUAUUCAUGUACUGUAGACAAAUCAGAGACACUAUUACAGAAUGUAACAUUGAAAUGCACA
Molecule: messenger RNA, 5435 nt
Organism: Salarias fasciatus (jewelled blenny)
Lineage: Eukaryota; Metazoa; Chordata; Actinopteri; Blenniiformes; Blenniidae
Gene: togaram1
Product: TOG array regulator of axonemal microtubules 1
Exons: 23
Coding region: 542-5059 (1505 amino acids)
Biological process (GO): microtubule cytoskeleton organization
Cellular component (GO): cilium; cytoplasmic microtubule
Molecular function (GO): microtubule binding
Source: RefSeq, a predicted model, not a curated record